Cheilinus undulatus (humphead wrasse) is the source of this 3984-nucleotide messenger RNA. Its product is annotated as ectonucleotide pyrophosphatase/phosphodiesterase family member 2-like. Gene Ontology annotation, molecular function: nucleic acid binding; polysaccharide binding; calcium ion binding. The coding region runs from base 242 to 2821 and encodes 859 amino acids. The record is from RefSeq and is a predicted model, not a curated record. The transcript has 25 exons. Lineage: Eukaryota; Metazoa; Chordata; Actinopteri; Labriformes; Labridae. Gene Ontology annotation, biological process: phosphatidylcholine catabolic process; immune response.
ACGCACUCUUGUACCAGAGCGCAGCUGUCACCAUUACUUCACGCUUAUUGGCCCGAGACCGAGAGAGGCAAAGGCAAACAACUGGAGAGAGAGAGAGAGAGAGGGAGAGGGAGAGAGAGUUGGACCCCUGCUCCAUCGAUCUGCUCAGGCGUACUCUGGAGUUUCUCCCGGACGUUGGCCACAUUUUCCGCUCUUUCUGUUUUUGCGCAGAGGGAAUGCCCAGAGGUUGUCUGCCUGGAUCAUGCUCCUGGGAAAUCUGGUAGUGGUUUUGUUCUGUCUGUGGCGUUCUGAUGUCAGCUCAGCUUAUGUUUUCCAAGCCAGCGGGCCGUCGGAGGGCGGAGACAGCCCCCCCUCUCCAGUUAAAGACGUGUCUGAGAGGGGGAGCUUGGUGGGAUCCUGUAAAGGACGCUGCUUUGAGCUGGACGAGGCCAAACCUCCAAUAUGUAGGUGUGACAAUCUGUGCAAGACCUACUACAGCUGCUGCACCGACUUCGACAGGCUGUGUCUGAAAACGGCGGGGGGCUUCGAGUGCUCGCCGGAUCGCUGCGGGGAGGAGAGGAACGAUGAGCACGCCUGUCACUGCUCCGAGGAUUGUCUGGAGAAGGGGGACUGCUGCUCUAACUACAAGUCUCUCUGCAAAGGUGAGACUUCGUGGGUCCAGGGGGACUGUGAGGAGAUCACGAGUCCUGAGUGUCCUGCAGGAUUCAUCCGUCCUCCUCUCAUCAUGCUGUCCGUCGAUGGAUUCAGAGCCUCCUACCUGAAGAAGGGAAGAUCUGUCAUCCCUAACAUACACAAGCUCAGAUCGUGUGGUACGACGUCACCAUACAUGCGGCCGGUCUACCCAUCAAAAACAUUCCCUAACUUAUACACCCUGGCCACGGGCCUUUACCCAGAGUCCCACGGCAUUGUGGGUAACACCAUGCACGACCCGGUGUUCAAUGCCACCUUCAGCCUGAGAACCAGAGAGAAACUCAACCACCGCUGGUGGGGCGGGCAGCCUAUCUGGAUCACGUCACAGGAACAAGGAGUGAAGGCGGGCACUUUCUUCUGGCCUUGGUACUUAAGUUGGGUGAUUCCACUGGAGAGGAGGAUUCUGACCAUCCUGCGCUGGCUGCAUCUGCCCGAUGAUGAGAGGCCGUACGUUUACGCCGUCCACUCGGAGCAGCCUGACACCUUUGGACAUCGCCUGGGCCCGCUCAGCAGCGAGCUGGACAAUCCUCUAAGGGAGAUCGAUAACAUCAUCGGUCAGCUGAUGAACGGGCUGAAGCAGAUGGGUCUGCACCGCUGCAUCAAUGUCAUCAUUGUAGGAGACCACGGUAUGGAGGAGGCUCACUGUGAUUGGACGGAGUUUCUCAGCAGCUACCCGCUCAACAUCGACGAGAUCAACCUGGUGCCGGGCUCAGUGGGCAGAAUACGACCCCGAGACCCCAGAUCAACCACAUAUGAUCCCAAAGUCGUGGUGGCAAACCUGACGUGUAAAAUGCCAACUCAACACUUCAAGCCGUACCUGAAGCAGCAUUUACCCAAGAGGCUUCACUACGCCAACAACCGUAGGAUCGAGGACGUCCAGCUGCUGAUGGAGAGGAAGUGGCACAUCGCCAGAAGAAUGCCAGAAAAACUGAGGACUCGAUGUGGUUUCUUUGGUGACCAUGGCUUUGACAACAAGAUCACCAGCAUGAGGACCAUAUUCGUGGGUCACGGACCCAGCUUUAAGUUCCAGAAAAAAGUACCAGAGUUUGAAAAUAUAGAAUUAUACAACGUCAUGUGUGACCUGUUAGGGUUGAAGCCGGCUCCAAACAACGGGACACACGGCAGCUUGAACGACAUGCUGAAAGAUCCACCGUUCAAUCCCAUCAUGCCUGAGGAAGUGACAGCACCGUCGCCGGCGUCUGACCCCGAGGCCUACAUCACCCACGACCUGGGCUGUAGCUGCGACGAUGAGAACAAGGUGGAGGAGGUCAUUGAAGCCUUCGUGCCUGCACCUGAUGGAGUCUACACCUACAACAGUACGCACCUCCCGUUUGGUCGACCAGCAGUGCUGUUUGACACUCAGUACAGUUUACUUCAUCAUGUGGAGUUCAUCAGUGGAUACAGCAAAGAGCUGGCGAUGCCUCUGUGGACGUCGUACACGAUACCACGACAGGAGGACUUGACCCCGGCUCCGGAAGUUUCCCCCAGUGUUCAGUGUAUCCGAGUCGACUCCAGAAUAUCAGCCGAGCACAGUCAGAGCUGCACCAGCUACAGCCAGAGUCCACAGCUCACCCACGGCUUCCUGUUCCCGCCAGAGCUAGCAUCGUCUCCAGAGUCCAGAUUUGACUCCUCACUCAUCACGAACAUCGUCCCCAUGUACCCCGCCUUCAAGAGAAUGUGGAAUUACCUGCAGGGGACGCUGCUGAGACGUUAUGCCGAGGAGAACAACGGUAUCAACGUUCUUACGGGGCCCGUCUUUGACAACAACUACGACGGCCUCAGAGACACCAUUGAGAAGAUAAAAGAGUACACGACCGAAGCCCCGCCCAUCCCAACCCACUUCUACACGGUGGUGACCAGCUGUGCCGAGGUGAACCAGACCGUGGACGAGUGUGACGGCGACCUGAGCGUGUUUUCAUUCCUGCUGCCACACAGACCUGACAACACUGAAGCAUGCAAUAGUGCUGAUGAUGAGUCCCAGUGGGUGGAGGACCUGCUGAAGCUCCACACGGCCCGGGUCCGAGACGUGGAGAUCCUGAGCGGCCUGGACCUGUAUCGCUCCACAAACCUGACCUACAUCAGCACGCUGAGCCUGAAAACCCAGCUGCGCACCUUCGAGGGCGACGACUAGACCCACGGACGGAUACGAGCACGCUCACUUAUACAGGAUGUAGCCCUUUUGUGUAGAAGUUUUGCAUUUUCACCGCACGCCCAACAGCGGACAGCCGGGACGGCCCGAGGAGAGCUCGGAGAAGGGAACAUAUAUAUUUUUGAAAAUUGAAAAGAUUAAAAUGAUGGUUUGGUCAGUUUUAGUUUGGAAGAUUUAAACUAUGCAGCGAAUCAGAGAGAGUAAGCUAGCACAGAAACAAUGCAGGACUGGACUCUGUCAACACCGCCGCACUUCACAUGUUUAAUAAAGACAGAAUCUCUUUGUUUUAGCUCCUAACAGUCAGACCUUGUUUUCAUACUUAACCACAUUCACAUCUGGACCGUUUUCCUGUAACAUCGCCUCAUUGUGGGACGCUUAAAUACCAUGAAAAUAGUUUUGUUUGGUUUGAGGUUGCAGAUCAUACUUUAACAGUUAAACGGGCGUCACAUGCACCAACACGUAAAUCACAGCAUCACACUUUAGCAGUAGAUGGCAUCAUGUCACACUGAAGAACUCCAGAUGGGGGCCAAGAAGGCAUUUCUGCAUAGAGAAGCUCUAUCAAAAUGCUGAAGUUUUUAGCUGUUCAUGUCUGUGCCAGCUGUUCAAAUAAAUAAAUGAAUAAAUAAACAAUAUUGGGCUACUUUUGAGUCCCUACAGUAGUGGAACAUUCCAGUAAAAAAAAAGGUUGAAAAAGCUUAAAUCCUCCGUCUUGGUCCGUUUGUCCAGUUUGUCACAGUAUCAUUGUUACAGUCGAUAGUAUUUCUCCCUUUUGUGUGAUUGGCAGCCUUAAAUAAAGCUCUGCACCAUUCUGACAGCACUUAAACCUCCCACCGUGAGACAGCUGUAAGAGGAAAACCACCUACGCUGGAUGCUUCUGUAUUUCUGGGGCCAUUUAUACCUUCCAUUAACAUCCGUUUUCAGCGUCCGGAUUCUGAGAUUUCCAGAAUUCACUUGCCCACCUUUCAUGCAAAGAACUGGCUGAUAUAAACUAGCUAGAUGAUAAAUCAUGUAGGGUACUGGUUAGAUUGGAAUAAUGACGGGCUCAGACUGGUCUGCAUGCAAAAGGCUAGGAUGGAAUGUUUAUAAGCAUUACAGAACGACAACAUUUUUAAGGCAAGGGUGGAAUGUUUAUAAGCAUUACAGAA